AUGUCAGGCCAUCCUAUUGUUCGUAGACUUACAGAGCAACAUAUAGUGAAUGUUGAAGUGAUAGCUAUUGCUGGUUCCCGUUUAAAAGAAAUUAUAACAACUCUUAAGCAAAAUAACCUAUCAAUACUAAUUACUAACAGUGAUAUUUAUAAUAUGUGUGCAAAGCUUCAGCAACAGAACUUAGCAGGAACAAUAAUAACUUCUCGAAUUGAAAGAGCAUAUGCCGCUCUUAAGGCUUACUUGCAAGGAUCUAUAGGAGAUCUUUACUGGGUUUAUAUAGCAAUAUUACUAGUAGUAACUAAUCAGAAAAAAGAGCUAAAUACUAUGAUUAUAUUUAAAUGGAUUCAUAUUCUGGUUUUUGCUACUAACGAUGUUUUAUAUACAAAUAUCAAAG
Molecule: messenger RNA, 394 nt
Organism: Scutellospora calospora
Lineage: Eukaryota; Fungi; Glomeromycota; Glomeromycetes; Diversisporales; Gigasporaceae
Source: the annotation of a GenBank genome assembly